GGGUGGAACGUGGGCGCGGGGAGACAAGCAGUAGCUACGACUGUGAGGGGAGCUGAGACCCGGGCAACCAGGCUGGGCCAGGAGGACCAUGUGAAUGGGGCCAGAGGGUUCCCAGGCUGGGCAGGGACCAUGGGCUGUAGCUGCAGCUCGAAUCCUGAAGAUGACUGGAUGGAAAACAUCGAUGUGUGUGAGAAUUGUCAUUACCCCAUAGUCCCUCUGGAUGGUAAAGCCACGCUGCCCAUUCGGAAUGGUUCGGAGGUGCGGGACCCUCUGGUCACCUAUGAGGGCUCCAUCCCGCCAGCCUCACCACUGCAAGACAACCUGGUUAUCGCCCUCUAUAGUUAUGAGCCGUCUCAUGAUGGAGAUCUGGGCUUCGAGAAGGGGGAACAGCUUCGCAUCUUGGAGCAGAACGGCGAGUGGUGGAAAGCGCAGUCCCUGACCACAGGCCAGGAAGGCUUCAUCCCCUUCAACUUCGUGGCCAAAGCAAACAGCCUGGAACCCGAACCCUGGUUCUUCAAGACUCUGAGCCGUAAGGACGCUGAGCGGCAGCUAUUGGCGCCUGGGAACACACACGGGUCCUUCCUGAUCCGGGAGAGCGAGAGCACCGCGGGAUCAUUUUCACUAUCUGUCCGGGACUUCGACCAGAACCAGGGAGAGGUGGUGAAACAUUACAAAAUCCGUAACCUGGACAAAGGCGGCUUCUACAUCUCUCCCCGCAUCACUUUUCCUGGCCUGCAUGAACUGGUCCGCCAUUACACCAAUGCUUCAGAUGGGUUGUGCACACGGUUGAGCCGCCCCUGCCAGACACAGAAACCCCAGAAGCCAUGGUGGGAGGACGAGUGGGAGGUUCCUAGGGAAACGCUGAAGCUGGUGGAGCGGCUGGGGGCUGGUCAGUUUGGAGAGGUGUGGAUGGGGUUCUACAACGGGCACACAAAAGUGGCGGUGAAGAGCCUGAAGCAGGGUAGCAUGUCUCCGGACGCUUUCCUGGCAGAGGCCAAUCUCAUGAAGCAACUCCAACACCAGCGGCUGGUCCGGCUCUACGCAGUGGUCACUCAGGAGCCCAUCUACAUCAUCACUGAAUACAUGGAGAAUGGGAGUCUGGUGGAUUUCCUCAAGACCUCCUCAGGCAUCAAGUUGACCAUCAAUAAACUCUUGGAUAUGGCAGCCCAGAUUGCCGAAGGCAUGGCAUUCAUUGAGGAGCGGAAUUAUAUCCACCGUGACCUGCGGGCUGCCAACAUCCUGGUAUCUGACACCCUGAGCUGCAAGAUCGCAGACUUUGGUCUAGCACGUCUCAUUGAGGACAACGAAUACACAGCCAGGGAGGGGGCCAAGUUUCCCAUCAAGUGGACAGCACCAGAAGCCAUUAACUAUGGAACAUUCACCAUCAAAUCGGAUGUGUGGUCUUUUGGGAUUCUGCUGACAGAGAUCGUUACCCAUGGCCGUAUCCCCUACCCAGGGAUGACCAAUCCUGAGGUGAUUCAGAACCUGGAGCGAGGCUACCGUAUGGUCCAACCUGACAACUGUCCUGAGGAGCUGUAUGACCUCAUGAUGUUGUGCUGGAAAGAGCGUCCAGAGGAUCGGCCUACUUUUGACUACCUGCGCAGUGUUCUGGAGGACUUCUUCACAGCCACAGAGGGCCAGUACCAGCCUCAACCCUAAGGGGCCUAGUGGUCCAGGGGU
Chrysochloris asiatica (Cape golden mole) is the source of this 1680-nucleotide messenger RNA. RefSeq names its product lymphocyte-specific protein tyrosine kinase (gene LCK). Gene Ontology annotation, molecular function: signaling receptor binding; ATP binding; non-membrane spanning protein tyrosine kinase activity. Gene Ontology annotation, biological process: B cell receptor signaling pathway; cell surface receptor protein tyrosine kinase signaling pathway; protein phosphorylation. NCBI's taxonomy places the organism in Eukaryota, Metazoa, Chordata, Mammalia, Afrosoricida, Chrysochloridae. The transcript is spliced from 13 exons. The coding region runs from base 130 to 1659 and encodes 509 amino acids. Gene Ontology annotation, cellular component: extrinsic component of cytoplasmic side of plasma membrane. The record is from RefSeq and is a predicted model, not a curated record.